Molecule: messenger RNA, 1749 nt
Organism: Brassica rapa (field mustard)
Lineage: Eukaryota; Viridiplantae; Streptophyta; Magnoliopsida; Brassicales; Brassicaceae
Product: vacuolar-processing enzyme delta-isozyme-like
Biological process (GO): vacuolar protein processing
Molecular function (GO): cysteine-type endopeptidase activity
Source: RefSeq, a predicted model, not a curated record
UUAUUUAAAAAAAAUCAUUAUAAUUUUAAAAGUUAACCUCGACAAAUAAUUAACAUAUGGAGGUAUAAUAUUACAACAUUAAAUUAUAUCUAUUUAAUUUAUAUUAUCUAUAAAUCAAAUGAAUCAUCUAUUGUUUAAAUCCAAUUAUUCAUAGCCUAUUAAAAAAUUUUGGUAUGCCUAAAAUUUAAAUGAUAAGCUUCGAGAUUAAAUGUAACAUGACUUUUUAGGAAUAUGUCUAUUAGGUCUAUUUAAAAAAAAAAUCACACAUGAACCAAGGUUAUGACUUCUGUUUUAAUAUAUAAGAUUAUGAUCAUGUAGACAAUCAAAACACCAAUGUUGUCAAGAAGAAGAUCUGUUUUGAGGCAAAACCCUUCCAGGGUUGCCAAAAGAGUUACCCAUUAGACCACCAUAAGAACGACUUUUCCUAAUCUUAGUACACUUAAAGCAAGACAUCAAUCGAUGCAUCGGUCAAAAAAGCCAUGAAAACCGUGCCACUAAAUGAAGCUCCAUUGAACUCAUUGUAAGCAACUUUGUCUCCUUGAAAUUUAGGCACUAAUGGAGAUGGUCUAACAGAUGGUCUAAAAGAGCAGCAACUUCGUCAGACAAGGAAGAACUCCUCAUUGAUUUAUAGGAAAAAAGUUGCCAUCAUACAAAUCAAUUUAUAUAUAUAUAUAUAUAUCCUAUUUAUCCAAUUAUCUCAAAAAAGAAGCUAGCAAACAAAAGCAAUAACAUUAAUACGCAAAUUUAAAUACUACGUUGACAUCAGCAGUUAACAUUAUGAGUUACUUUUUGUGGGUUUAAUAAUAUGAGUUACUUUUUGCAUCCACAGACUCAAACUUUAAUACGCAAACGACUCAAAGAAAUUUUCUAUAUAAACGAGUUAUAUACUACGGUAUUCAAGAACAUCAACCGCAAGAGAAAAAAAAACAGUUCUUUAGAAGUCUUAUUACGACAAUGUCUUUUCUUGGUCAUUUACAAGUUCUUGUUUUUCUUUAUGCUCUGCUUCUUUUCUCAGCAGAAUCUCGCAAAACCCAACUAUUUGAUACAGAAUCUAGCGCUGAUGAUGGUGCUGAACACGAAAACUACGGGGAUAAGGUCGAUGCGCGAGAUAUCCCUCUGUUAUAUCUCGAGACGAAGAUUCAAAACGCUCCUGUGGGGUCACCUCAAAGACAAGAAGCUCAGAAGAAUCUGCUUGAGGAAAUAAAUCACAGGAAACAAAUCGAUCAGAACAUUAUAGAGAUUCUUAGACUUUCACUCAAAAAAACCGAUGUCUUAGAUCUCUUAACUUCCACAAGAACAACAGGACAACCUGUUGUAGAUGAUUGGGACUGCUACAAGACUCUGGUUAAAAGUUUCAAGAAUCAAUGUGGAGCAAAGAUGGAAUACGAUAUGAAGUAUGCAGGAGCACUUGCCAAUAUCUGCAAUAUGGGAGUGGAUGUGAAGAAAAGUGUUGCAGCUAUUGAAGAAGCUUGUGCCCAUUAAAUUAUAUGCAAAAAAUAAUAUUGUGAUCGCCUUAUAAAUAUGAAAGUUAUUGCAUAACAUUUGAUUGUGUGGAGAUGGUUGAUGCCUAUUUUACUUGAUAACGCGAAAGUCUUGGUCUUAAAUUGGAUUCAUAGUAUAAUAACCUCGUACCAAUUCUAGUUUCAAGAAUUCACGCGAAAGUCUUGGUCUUAAAUUGGAGAAUGAGUAAGUGAUCGGAUAAGGCUCGGCGGCACUCGAGUCAACAUCUCGUAUUCACGUGUUAUGCUU